This is a messenger RNA of Brachypodium distachyon (stiff brome), 419 nucleotides long. RefSeq names its product extensin. NCBI's taxonomy places the organism in Eukaryota, Viridiplantae, Streptophyta, Magnoliopsida, Poales, Poaceae. Bases 1 to 366 code for a protein of 121 amino acids. The transcript has a single exon. The record is from RefSeq and is a predicted model, not a curated record.
AUGGCCUCCUCAGGCUGCCUCCGAGCUGCCAGCGGCGCCGCCCGCGGUCGCUACGGCACGCUUCUCGUCGAGCUAAGGCGACGCGCCGGCGGUCCUCCAACCGCGGCCAUGCGACAACGGCACGUGUCGUCGGUGACCGAGCCGCCGCUGGCGAUGCAGCCGGUGCCGGAGGACGCGCCGCCGCGGCAGACGCCGCCGAGGCUCGGGGAGCCGGACCCCGUGGGGCCGCCCACGCCGUCGCCCAAGGAGAAGAUCACCGGCACCCAGGGGGACGGCGACGCCUUCCCUGACGACGUGCCGGACACCACCCCGCCGCCUGACGUGCCGAUGCCUCCGGUCUCGCCCGACGGCGGCAGCAACGUCUAGCUCUAGCGACGUUGCGUGUGCUACGCGCAUCUGUUAAUUAAUCUGUGCUUCGU